GCUAUGAAUUAUUAUAAGCUAACAAGUUUCAACUUUUACAAGUGCGAAUUAGUGUAUUAAUAAAAUCUCAUGAUGCUUGAAAACUUUAAAGAAAUGAGUAACUUAAACGCUAGUCGAUUAGUAUUAAAUAUGGUCCAAGAAGUAAAUCAAAAUUUUUUAUCUCAGUUUUUUAUUUUUAUUUAAGGUUAUACCGCGAAUUUGUUCGUUUUUUCCUUUUGUUAUUGUUGUUAUUCUUCAUUAUCGAAAACUUCGACUAUCUGACUACCGUAAUUCGUACUUCGUAGGCUYAUAGCAAUAAUAAUUAUUGACAUUUUUUGUCCGUGUCAGUUGGUCAGUUGUCGAUCCCUCGUUUAUUAACCAUCAUCGGAUUACAUAGUGUUUUUAGUUUAAUUUAUUUGUUAUUGUGUUUUACUGUAAUUAGUAUUAUUGUAACCAAAACCGUAUACCGUACAGAUUUUAAAUUAUUAACUCCAUAAUUUGGAUAGUUUUUCAUAUUUUCAUGAUCAGAUGCGAUUGAACGAUGCUGUUAUUGAAUAUCAUCCAUCGAAAUAAAGACGAGUGCUUCCUAUUAAUACUGGCACUUUUGCUUUAUUACGUGAUGAUAUUUUUAGAAGAAACUGAGAAACUUCGUUAAGGAGCCAAGUCACUAACGCUUCUGACCUUCAGCCUCAACUGCAUUUGAUAUUAUGUAUCUAGAGUGGUCUAUUUGUGAAAGAAUGUCAAUCUAAAAUAUAAUUUUUUAGAUCCGUUUAGUGGAGCACAUAUUCAAAAUAUUGAACGUUUAUGGAAAUCGGCUAGAGAGCAGGAUAAACAACACUUGGGAAUUCAUCGGUCUAUGUUUUCUUCAUAGGUGAAUUUCUAUGUCAUCAAACAAACAUAAGAUUUCUACAUUAAUUAUUCUAAGAUGUUUGUUGAAGAUUUAGUCAAAGGAUUUUAUGACAUUAUUUCAAAAAACAAAAUUUUGAUUUUGGUUAACUAUGAUGUGGAUGCAAUUUGUGCUGUGAAAAUACUUCAGUGCAUAUUACGUUUUGACAACAUAGUUUAUGUACUUGUACCAGUAAAAACUGUUACAGAGUUAAAAAAAGCUUUUGAAGAACAAAAAGUUGAUGUAAAAUAUGUUGUGUUAAUCAACUGUGGUGGUACUUUAGAUAUAAUAGAAAUAUUAGAACCAGAGGAAAAUAUUACGUUUUUUGUUGUUGACAGUCAUAGACCUACAGAUAUAUGCAACAUUUAUAGUAGUUCUCAGGUUAGAGUUCUAACUCCUCCUGAUGAUGAAGAAAAAAUUCCUGAUUUUGAAGACAUUUUUAACGAGAAUGAAUCAUCAGACGAAGAUAUCGAUACUGAUGACCUGGAUGAAGAAGAAUCUGAUAUUGUUAAUGUAAAUAGCGUUGAAGAACAACAAAACAAAAGAAGAAAACUUGAUCAAAGCACACUAGUUAAAAGAAGGGAAAGAAGAAGGUGGGAAGAAAAUAGAAAAAAAUUGUUAUUCGAUUAUACUCAAUUUUCGUAUUAUGGGCGUUCGGCUGCAAUGUUAAUGUUUGAUCUUGCUUGGAAAUUACACAGAGAAUCUGUUGAUUUAUUGUGGUGGGGAAUUGUUGGUGUGACUGAACAAUACAUUUUGGGCAAGAUAGAACGUAUGCGUUAUCUUAGAGAAGUAGAAUUAAUAGCUGGGCACAUUGGUCGUAUUUGUGAUUCCACAGUUAUUAAUGACGAUGAAGAUAAUAUGUCACAGUCUUCAAUGCCUAAAACCUCAAACACUUCUACACAUCUUCGAAUUGAAUCCGAAAAAGAUCUACUAUUGGCUUUAUACAGACAUUGGACAAUUGAAUGCAGUCUUCGAUAUUCAAUGUUUACAGCAGUAUCUUUGAAACUUUGGACUAUUAAAGGCGAAAAAAGACUGAAACAAAUAUUAGCAGAAAUGGGGUUACCUUUAGCUGAAAGCCGUCAAAUGUACCAUUCAAUGGAUUUGAGUUUACGUAAACAAUUUUAUGGUAUGAUGGAAAAAAUUUCCAAUACCCAUAAUUUAUUGCAAAUGACUUAUCCUUCGUUUAUGCUACAUCAAGGAUUUAAAACGAGAUAUCAAUGUGCUGACUAUGUUUAUUCAAUGGUAGCUACAUUAGAAACCAAUUCUCGUGAAACUUCACCUACACAGUGUUUUUAUAAUACAAUGGAUUCGUUGUCUAGAUCGAAAAAAGAUUUUUUAGAUCAAGGAAUAGAAAAAGCCAAGUGGAUUUUGUCCAACAUGUUUAGGCAUGUCCAAGCAGCAUUGGAUAUGAGACAAGUUAUUUUGGCUGGACCAUUUUACUAUUUAAUUGUACAAGAGGGUACAUUGCAUUCUCAGCACUAUUCCAAUCCUCACUGCUUAAUUAUGUUAGCAUCAUUUGCUUUAAGAGCUCAAGUAGCAUCAUCACGAAAAAUCAAAGCUACUCGUUUGCCAUUAAUUGCUUCAGCAACUCUUGAUUCAGAUCAAGAUACUUGCUUAGUAGUUGGUAUCCCUCCUAUCAGCGAGUCAAUGCCUAGAAGUUUUUUUGGAAAAGCAUUUGAACAAGUUUCCAACAAAACGAAUAUUGAAGUUUCAUUGGAUUACUUUGAUUCGUCUAUUGCAAAAAUGCAAAUUAAAGAUCGACCAAAGUUUUUUGAUGCCCUGACAUCAUUACUUAGUUGA
Messenger RNA from Diuraphis noxia (Russian wheat aphid), 2665 nucleotides. RefSeq names its product cell division control protein 45 homolog. NCBI's taxonomy places the organism in Eukaryota, Metazoa, Arthropoda, Insecta, Hemiptera, Aphididae. Gene Ontology annotation, cellular component: DNA replication preinitiation complex. The record is from RefSeq and is a predicted model, not a curated record. Gene Ontology annotation, molecular function: DNA replication origin binding; single-stranded DNA binding; chromatin binding. Gene Ontology annotation, biological process: double-strand break repair via break-induced replication; DNA replication initiation; mitotic DNA replication preinitiation complex assembly.